UUGACUAUUUAUUUUAUUUGAACAACAACAAAAAAUUGUCCCCGACUGGUAGACAGAGAAGGCAACAAUGGCACAUUUAAUCCGAAGCAAGUUUCAAAAUAAACUGUCAGAUGCGGCCACCUCCGUGUCGAAUAAAUCCACGGCGAAGGUGAGCGGCAUGAUGGCCAGGAUGGGCUUCCAGGCCGCCACAGACGAGGAGGGACUUGGCUUCGCCGCAUGCGAUGAUUUGGAUUACGACCACCGGCAAGGACUGCAGAUGGACAUAAUGAAAUCGGAUGAAAUGGGUGGUGGUGACACUGGAGAGGGGAGCGGAGAGGGUGGGAUGGGUGGAGGAGAAGAUGGAAUGGCGGCUGGGGACAGCCACUACCAGAGAGAUGGCACCGGACCUCCGCUCUCCGCUUCCAAAGCCUCAGGUCUGGGAGAAGAAGAAAAAUCCCCGAAAAUCACCGCGUGGGAAGCUGGCUGGAAUGUCACGAAUGCAAUCCAGGGGAUGUUCGUUCUGGGUUUACCAUACGCCAUUCUCCACGGGGGAUACCUCGGACUGUUUCUCAUUAUUUUCGCCGCCGUGGUGUGUUGCUACACGGGGAAAAUCCUCAUCGCCUGCCUGUACGAGGAGGACGAAGACGGCCAACUGGUGCGUGUAAGGGACUCCUACGUGGACAUUGCAAACGCCUGUUGUCAACCGAGGUUUCCAUCUUUAGGUGGCCAUAUCGUGAAUGUAGCCCAGAUCAUCGAGCUGGUGAUGACGUGCAUCCUGUACGUAGUUGUGAGCGGAAACCUGAUGUACAACAGCUUUCCCACCCUCCCCGUCUCACAGAAGUCCUGGGCCAUCAUGGCCACCGCCGCCUUGCUGCCCUGCGCCUUCCUUAAGAACCUCAAGUCCGUGUCAAAGUUCAGUUUGCUGUGCACUAUCGCGCACUUCGUCAUCAAUAUCCUGGUAAUUGCCUACUGCCUCUCUAGAGCGCGCGACUGGGCCUGGGACAAAGUCAAAUUCUACAUCGAUGUGAAGAAGUUCCCCAUUUCUAUUGGAAUCAUCGUGUUCAGUUACACGUCUCAGAUUUUCCUUCCGUCACUCGAGGGGAACAUGGUGAAGCCCAGCGAGUUCCACUGUAUGAUGAACUGGACCCACAUCGCUGCAUGCGUCCUCAAAGGCCUGUUCGCCCUUCUGGCCUACCUGACCUGGGCGGAUGCAACCAAGGAGGUCAUCACCGACAACCUGCCGUCAACCAUCAGGGCUGUUGUGAACCUUUUCUUAGUGGCCAAAGCUUUACUGUCAUACCCAUUGCCAUUCUUCGCUGCGGUUGAAGUAUUGGAGAAAUCCUUUUUCUGCGAACGAGAACGCACAUGGUUCCCGGAUUGCUAUGGAGGCGAUGGAAGACUGAAAGCAUGGGGCCUCACUCUCAGAUGCAGCCUUGUGGUGUUCACGUUGCUCAUGGCCGUUUAUGUACCGCAUUUUGCUCUUCUCAUGGGUCUGACCGGCAGCCUGACGGGCGCGGGGCUUUGCUUUCUGCUCCCCAGCCUCUUCCACCUCAAGCUACUAUGGAGAAAGCUGCUAUGGCACCACGUGUUCUUUGAUGUCGCUAUAUUUGUAAUAGGAGGCAUAUGCGCCAUCUCUGGUUUCAUCCACUCAAUGGAGGGACUAGUAGAAGCUUACAAGUAUGGCAUAGAAGAUUAG
Molecule: messenger RNA, 1675 nt
Organism: Salvelinus namaycush (lake trout)
Lineage: Eukaryota; Metazoa; Chordata; Actinopteri; Salmoniformes; Salmonidae
Product: vesicular inhibitory amino acid transporter-like
Exons: 2
Coding region: 68-1675 (535 amino acids)
Biological process (GO): amino acid transmembrane transport
Cellular component (GO): vacuolar membrane
Molecular function (GO): amino acid transmembrane transporter activity
Source: RefSeq, a predicted model, not a curated record